AUGUGGAGGGUGAUGGUGAUUUCGUCGACACCAAAGAGAUUUGUUCAUCGGAGUCAUCUUCAGAGAAGUGGUUUUUACGGUUUCCGUUGCUGGAUACGAGCUUUCUCAGGUCGUAGUGAUGAUUACAGAGAGAUUUUGAGAAGUGGGCUUCGUGAUAUAAAGCUAGACGAUGCCGUUGAUUUGUUCGGUGAGAUGGCCAAGUCUCGUCCACGCCCUUCCAUUAUUGAGUUCAGUAAAUUGCUGAGUGCCAUUGCCAAGAUGAAGAAGUAUGAUGUUGUCAUCUCUCUCGGCGAGCAGAUGCAAAUGUUAGGGAUUCCUCAUGAUCUCUAUACUUACAAUAUUUUCAUAAACUGUUUUUGCCGCCGCUCUGAGCUCUCUCUUGCUUUAGCCAUUCUUGGGAAGAUGAUGAAACUCGGCUUUGAUCCCAGCAUUGUCACGCUUACCUCGCUUCUCAGUGGAUACUGUCACGGUAAGAGGAUCUCUGAUGCCGUAGCUUUGGUUGAUCAAAUGGUGGAGAUGGGAUGUAAACCUGAUACCGUCACGUUCAACACUCUGAUCCACGGGCUUUUUCUCAACAACAAAGUCUCAGAAGCAGUGGCUUUACUUGAACGGAUGGUGCUGAAAGGAUGUCAACCAAGUUUAGUUACUUACGGUGUGUUAGUGAAUGGAAUAUGUAAGAGAGGUCAUACUGAUUUGGCUUUGAAUCUGCUCAGAAACAUGGAGGAGAGGAAAAUAGAGGCUGGUGUUGUGAUCUACAACACACUCAUUGAUAGUCUCUGCAAGUACAGGCAUGUGGAUGACGCACUCGACCUAUUCAGUGAAAUGGAGACCAAAGGAGUUAGACCAAGUGUCGUUACCUACAGCACCCUCAUAAGCUGUCUCUGUAACUACGGAAGAUGGAGUGACGCCUCUCGACUACUAAGCGAUAUGAUUGAGAGGAGAAUCAACCCCGAUACGUUCACUUUCAACGCACUGAUCGAUGCGUUUGCUAAAGAAGGAAAACUUUUGGAGGCCGAGAGGUUGUACGAGGAGAUGAUCAGAAGGUCUAUCAAUCCUAAUACAGUCACUUACAGUUCGCUUAUAAACGGGCUUUGCAUGCAUGAUCGCCUAGACGACGCCAUAAAAAUGUUUGAUCUGAUGGUUCGCAAGGGUGUUCUACCAGAUGUAGUGACUUAUAACAUUCUUAUAAAUGGGUUUUGCAAGUGUAAGAAAGUAGAUGAUGGCAUGGAACUCUUCCGUGAGAUGUCUCAAAGAGGAUUGGUUGGCAACACAAUCACUUACAACAUUCUUAUUCAAGGUUUUUUACAAGAUGGCGACUAUGAGAAGGCCCAAAAAGUUUUCGAAGUGAUGCUUUCUAGUGAUGUCCCUCCCAGUGUUAUGACCUACAAAAUUUUGUUAGAUGGACUCUGUGAUAUCGGGAAGCUAGAGAAAGCGUUGGUGGUGUUCGAAGAUAUGCAAAAGAGCGGGAUGGAUAUUGAUAUUACUACAUAUAAUAUCGUCAUUCACGGGAUGUGCAAGGCUGGUCAUGUGGAAGACGCACAAGAUCUGUUUUGUAGCCUCAUGCGCAAAGCAGUGCAUCCGGAUGUGGUAACAUACAAUACAAUGAUCUCAGGGCUGUGUAGUAAACGACUACUGGAUGAAGCGGAUGCCUUGUUUAGAGAAAUGAAAGAAGGUGGGACUUUGCCAAGCAGCGGUACGUAUAACCCGCUGAUAAGGGCACAUCUAAAAUAUGGUGACAAAGAAUCAUCAGCUGAACUCAUCAAAGAAAUGAGGAGUUGUGGGUUUUCUGGAGACGCUUCAACGAUAAGCCUGGUCAUUGAUUUGUUGUAUGUUGGGAGAUUGGACAAAAGCUUUCUCGAUAUGCUUUCUUAA
Thlaspi arvense is the source of this 1872-nucleotide messenger RNA. The record is from the annotation of a GenBank genome assembly. Lineage: Eukaryota; Viridiplantae; Streptophyta; Magnoliopsida; Brassicales; Brassicaceae.